UUCUCUUGUACAACCUGCGGAGAGAAUAUAGUUUGUCUAUCUUCCCUCUGCAGAAACUGUUGACAUCAUUCCAUACAAUAUCACUCUCUCUCUCUCAUAGACACACACACACACGUACACACACACCCCAUAUAGUUGGAAGGAGAAUAUGAUGGAAGACAAGAAAGCAAAGAAAUCAAGAUUCAAAAGAGUUUGUGUGUUCUGUGGAAGCAGUACAGGCAAGAAGGAUUGCUACAGAGAUGCCGCGGUCCAGUUGGGCCAAGAAUUGGUUUCAAGAAGUAUAGAUCUUGUGUACGGAGGGGGCAGCGCAGGGUUGAUGGGACUGAUUUCGAAGGAGGUCCAUACUGGCGGACGACAUGUUUUAGGAAUCAUUCCCAGAACGUUAAUGUCCAAAGAGAUAACUGGUGAAACAGUAGGGGAGGUACGGCCCGUAGCUGACAUGCAUCAAAGGAAAGCAGAAAUGGCCCGCCACUCUGACUGUUUCAUAGCUCUUCCAGGCGGGUAUGGCACAAUGGAGGAGUUACUAGAAGUCAUUACAUGGGCUCAGCUCGGAAUUCACGACAAGCCUGUAGGUUUGCUGAACGUGGAUGGAUACUACAACAGCUUGCUGAGCUUCAUAGACAAGGCAGUAGAUGAUGGCUUCAUUAACCCCUCUCAGCGUCAUAUCAUAGUCUCCGCACCAACACCUCAAGAACUACUCCAAAAACUUGAGGAGUACGUCCCUCUGCAUGAUGGAGUGGUCGCUCAGGCACUCUGGGAGGUUGAACAACUGGAGCUCAACAAUUCCCUCCAAUCUCAUCAGAUUCCUAGUUAACUAGCCCUCCACUUCUGUAUCCAAGCUUUCAAGCAGAAAUUCUAGUUCAGAUUGGAUUCCGUCAAUAUAUUGUUUUCUAAUUGAUGUAUAAUUCAAGAAAAUUGACUAAUCGCACUAUAAUUAUAUCA
This is a messenger RNA of Sesamum indicum (sesame), 942 nucleotides long. RefSeq names its product putative cytokinin riboside 5'-monophosphate phosphoribohydrolase LOGL10. Gene Ontology annotation, molecular function: hydrolase activity, hydrolyzing N-glycosyl compounds. The record is from RefSeq and is a predicted model, not a curated record. Gene Ontology annotation, cellular component: nucleus; cytosol. Lineage: Eukaryota; Viridiplantae; Streptophyta; Magnoliopsida; Lamiales; Pedaliaceae. Gene Ontology annotation, biological process: cytokinin biosynthetic process.